Haplochromis burtoni (Burton's mouthbrooder) is the source of this 2310-nucleotide messenger RNA. Its product is annotated as kynurenine 3-monooxygenase-like. NCBI's taxonomy places the organism in Eukaryota, Metazoa, Chordata, Actinopteri, Cichliformes, Cichlidae. The transcript is spliced from 7 exons. Gene Ontology annotation, cellular component: mitochondrial outer membrane. The record is from RefSeq and is a predicted model, not a curated record. Bases 143 to 604 code for a protein of 153 amino acids. Gene Ontology annotation, molecular function: kynurenine 3-monooxygenase activity; NAD(P)H oxidase H2O2-forming activity; FAD binding. Gene Ontology annotation, biological process: NAD+ metabolic process.
AUCUAUAAUUGACAUCAUCUGUUCUGAUCGGGAGCUCUAAUCCGUGACACUAGGCACCUUUUCCGUUAAAGAUUCAGCUAUCCCGUCAGUCCCUUUGGACUGGACACCGUGUGGGUCAGAGAGCUGGAGCACCCUGAGCACAAUGGAGAGAUCAACAAGCAGACAGAGCAGGAAGAAAGUUGUAGCAGUGGUGGGAGGUGGUUUGGUUGGGGCACUGAAUGCCUGCUUCUUUGCAAAAAGAGGCUUUGAUGUGGAACUCUUUGAAAGUCGGGAAGAUAUCCGACGUGCUAAGAUUGUGAAGGGGAGAAGCAUCAACCUGGCCUUGUCUCAUCGAGGCCGGCAAGCACUGAAACAUAUUGGACUGGAGGAGAAGAUUGUUGCCCAAGGAAUCCCGAUGCAUGCAAGAAUGAUCCAUUCGCUGAAUGGGAAACAGUCCCCAAUCCCUUAUGGCAGGAAAGGCCAGUACAUCCUGUCGGUAGACCGAGCCAAUUUGAACAAAGAGCUGCUAACAGCGGCAGAGACAUAUCCAAACACAAAGAUGAACUUCGACCACAAACUGCAGGACUGGAAUGCUGAAACGGGCCUGAUGACCUUUGCCAGGUAAACAGUCACUAAUCUUAUACAUGCCACAUGCAGACCUUCACCUAAGGAGAGGGUCUGCACUUUGGGAUUCUUUGUUUUAACUCCGGAUUUAUUGACUAUGUACAUGUUAAACGCCUAAGGCUGGAGUUGGUGAAAAACAAGCUGUACUUGAAACCUUGUGGUGGGACUUUCUAGUUGCUCUGUAUUUUGGUUCUGCUUGAAGUAAAUGUGACAACUCAAUUAACACUGAAAGACCUCUGGGUGUCAUAAUCCGAGUAAGUGUCUGCUGUUUUGGUGUGUGUUGGCUGCCUGUCAGCUACUCCUAUGUUUAGUUUUGCCGUUCGUGAAACAAUACUCAACUCACCUGCAGCUCGCUUUGCACGUCCUCUGCCACUACUGUGGCUGCACAAUCAUCGUUGGCUAUCUGCCAUCACUCAUCCUCUCCGGCUACACGCUACAGCCGCAUCCACGUCACCUGCCUGUCAUUGUCAAUCACUGGAAAUAAGGAUUGGAUCAACCACCUCUCUCAUCCCGCUUCGCAGCCAGGACACUCCCUCCCUUCACAGAGUUAAUCUCCCUUCAGCUGAAAAGUAAGCCAUUGCUCCUAACUCACUUUUAGCCAGUGGUCCACACGUCAGAGACUCACAUUACAUUUUCCUUGUUUCCAGUUUUGUUUCCCUGUGUUCAAUAAAGCACUGUCAACUGCUCGUCAGUUGUCUCUAGGGUCUGUUUUUGGGUCCACUCCGACGUAUUGGCCUUCUGUCCACUGACAGUACAGAAUGGCCUAAAAGAAUCAACCCAGCAGAUCUAAUUCUGACCACAAUAUCCAAACAAGUUGCCAUUAUCGGUUGGCCCGAGUGGGCCUCCAGUUUCUGUGAUGUAAACCCAUGACAAGGAGGGGGAGAUUCUUUCUGCAGUUCAGGAGCUCUGUUCUGAGGUCACACCUGCUGCUCACCAGCCUCCAGCCUUCAAGAGCUAAAGAAAACUUUUGCUCAUUCAGCCUCUGAGGGAAGAAAUUAAUAAAUCUGUGUCGAGCUAAGCGUAGUGUGGCCAAAUUUGUUGUCGAUUUUUGCACAGGAGCCCUUUGCACGCCUUAUACGAUCAAAUGAAUCAUCAACUGGCAUCACUGGACAAGCCUGGUUCGUUUGAGGAUUUAGUCUCUCUUUCUCUCUCUCGAUUGAUAAUCAUCUGAGGGAGAGAGGCUGAACAAGACCAUUAAUCUCAUAAAACAAUGUUCCAAUCCUUCCCUGUGUCCAUUUUGCCAUCUCUGGAAAAAACAUCCACCAUAAGCUCCACCAUCCACCUCUCUCUCCUCCUUAUCCUCCACCCAAACCUAUGCAGAUCGGGCGAUCUUUGCUCACUUAGGAGGAAAGAGAGAGGUGCUUUUAUGCCCGUGAAUGUUUCUAUUAUGGGAAUCCAGAUCAUUUUCUUGCUGCAUUCCUUCUUCGGCCAAAAAAUUACCCACCCCCGUAAUUUCAGGGAUACAGGUGGAAGGCUCGUCGAUUACUUCCAAACUCUGUCUCCCGCUACCAGUCACCCUUCGCUUCAACCAGGUCUCCAGUUCCCUCCAUACUCUUAUAGAUUCUGGUGCUGAACAAAACCUCAUCGAUCUUGAGUUAGUCAAGCAGUUGGACCUCCCACUCAUCCCCCCCUACCAGCCACUGCACUAAACAGCCAAGUUUUUGCUCACAUUCACACCAAACCAAGCCCAUUUGUUUAUUUAAGGGC